UUUCGGAGAUUCAUUUUUUUUGCUGAAUACAUAACCGUAUUGUUUCCUCCGUCGACUUCGCAUGAACACUUGAGCAAAAAGGUGGGACUCUCUGUUUUGUAGACAUGGCGCAUAUCAACGGGUACGUGGUUGCGGCUGGGGACAAGAAGAAGGCGUCUCAGCCGUCGUGGAACUGGGUGCUUAUAAACGGGACGGGAGAGACUAAGGCGCUUGAUGUCGACAAGUAUGCUGUCAUGCACCGUGUUCAGAUCCACGCUCGUGAUCUCCGGAUUAUUGACCCGAAUCUGUCUUACCCUUCCACUAUUCUUGGCCGAGAGAGAGCCAUUGUGCUCAAUUUAGAGCAUACCAAGGCGAUCAUCACUUCCGAUGAGGUUUUGCUUCGGGAUCCAUCACAUGAAAAUGUUAUCCCCAUUGUGAAGGAGCUUGAAAGACGCUUACCUGUUGGAAACCAAGCACACCAUGGUCAAGGAGAUGGGAAAGAGAGCUCAGCUGCCCAUAAUGACGCUGAUGCUGGUGAAGAAGAUGAAUCCCCAUUUGAAUUCCGUGCACUGGAAGUUUUCUUGGAAGCAAUAUGUAGCUUCUUAGCUGCAAGGACAACAGAGUUAGAAACAACUGCUUAUCCUGCUUUGGAUGAGCUUACCUCAAAGAUUAGUAGCGGUAACUUGGAUAGAGUUAGGAAGUUGAAGAGUGCCACGACUCGAUUGACAGCUCGAGUUCAAAAGGUAAGAGAUGAGCUUGUACAUUUGCUGGAUGAUGACGAUGAUAUGGCCGAUCUUUACCUUUCAAGGAAACUCUCUUGUCCUUGCUCAAUGGCUAGUAGUCCAAAUUGCUAUCUUACUUCCCCAACAAUAGGCUCUAAGAUUUCAAGAGCUAGUGUAGCCACAGUUCGUGAGGAUGAAAAUGAUGUUGAACAACUUGAAAUGUUGCUCGAGGCAUACUUCAUGCAAAUCGACAGCACUUUGAACAAAUUAACAACACUACGUGAGUAUGUCCAAGACACGGAUGAUUACAUUAGCAUUCAGAUGGACAAUCGUCGUAAUGAGCUGAUUCAGUUGGAGGUGGUGUUAGGUUCUGGAACCGUUUGCUCAGCAUUUUACUCUCUUGUCGCUGGAAUUUUCGGGAUGAACAUUCCAUACACGUGGAAUGAUAACCAUGGAUACAUGUUCAAAUGGGUUUGUAUCGUGACGGGGGCAAUUUGUGUGUUCUCGUUAGUAUUCAUAAUGUCGUACGCUCGGUUCAAAGGGCUUAUGGGAUCUUGAUAGGUCUAGAGAGACGUUUUUAGCAUUGAGAAAUUGAGACUUCUAAUUGGAGCUUUUAAACCAGAGUUUUUUUUUAUAAGCCAGCAAGCUUGUGCCAUAUUAUUAGCAUCCUACUAAACUAUGCAACUUUGAUUUUGAGCUUAAAGAAAUUAAAAAUUCUAGCU
Messenger RNA from Brassica oleracea var. oleracea, 1423 nucleotides. RefSeq names its product magnesium transporter MRS2-2-like. The coding region runs from base 105 to 1259 and encodes 384 amino acids. Gene Ontology annotation, cellular component: membrane. The record is from RefSeq and is a predicted model, not a curated record. Gene Ontology annotation, molecular function: magnesium ion transmembrane transporter activity. Lineage: Eukaryota; Viridiplantae; Streptophyta; Magnoliopsida; Brassicales; Brassicaceae. The transcript is spliced from 11 exons. Gene Ontology annotation, biological process: magnesium ion transport; transmembrane transport.